This is a messenger RNA of Gopherus flavomarginatus (Mexican gopher tortoise), 7794 nucleotides long. It is a transcript of the gene UNKL, whose product is annotated as unk like zinc finger. The transcript is spliced from 16 exons. The coding region runs from base 556 to 3096 and encodes 846 amino acids. Gene Ontology annotation, molecular function: metal ion binding. NCBI's taxonomy places the organism in Eukaryota, Metazoa, Chordata, Testudines, Testudinidae. The record is from RefSeq and is a predicted model, not a curated record.
AGAAGGUCUCUUUCUAUAUGUCUAUAAUAUAUAACUAAACUAUUGUUGUAUGUAAAGUAACUAAGGUUUUAAAAAUGUUUAAGAAGCUUCAUUUAAAAUUAAAUUAAAAUGCAGAGCUCCCCAGAGUGGUAGCCAGGACCUGGGCAGUGUGAGUGCCACAGAAAAUCAGCUCGCGUGCUGCAGGUUGCCUACCCCUGCCCUAAACAAACAUAAGAAACAUAACCUCUGUGACUAUCCCAGAAGCUCCUAGAUAACCCUGACACCUCCCCCAUAAAUAUUCCCAAAGCACAUCCCCAAUAACUGAAUUACCCCCAGCCUCUAGAUUACUGGGGAUUUCUAGCGGACUGAGGUAAGCAGUGAAAUAACCGUAAGUAACUUCAUACAGCCUGCCCAACGCAUCACAUAACCCCCAGAUCUCAAUAGUUUGCACAGUAACAAUCUCUAAUAACCAAGCUCCUCUAAACUUCCAGUACCUUCCCUAGAAACUUUUGUGUUCUUUUCCAUCACCCCUGCUCUUUCUUCUCCCUAGGAUAAACUCCCUUUUCUUCAUUUCUUAUGUUCUUCCUGUUCACGUCUAUCCACCUUCCCUCUCCUACACCUGCACCCUCCAGACUACUGUACCACUGUGAAGGGAGUUGCAAUCCCUCCCCCAUUUAUCAUGUCAGUGUUCCCAGGAUAGGCUUCUAUGCAAUGUAUCUAAAGGACUUUAGGACAGAGCAGUGCCCUCUAUUCUUGCAGCACAAGUGUACCCAGCACAGACCAUUUACCUGUUUUCACUGGCAUUUCCUAAAUCAGCGUCGUCGUAGACCCAUUCGAAGGCGUGAUGGGACUUUUAACUACAGUCCAGAUGUUUAUUGUACAAAAUAUGAUGAGACCACAGGAAUCUGUCCAGAUGGAGAUGAUUGUCCUUAUCUGCAUCGAACAACCGGGGAUACAGAAAGAAAAUAUCAUCUCAGAUAUUAUAAGACUGGAACAUGUAUUCAUGAAACAGAUGCUCGGGGCCAUUGUGUGAAGAAUGGACUCCACUGUGCCUUUGCUCAUGGGCCUCAUGACCUUAGACCACCAGUAUAUGAUAUAAGGGAACUUCAGGCACAGGAAGCCUUACAGAAUGGGCAGCUAGGAGGUGGAGAAAACAUCCCUGACCUACAGCCAGGAAUUUUAGCUAGCCAAGCAAUGAUUGAAAAAAUUCUUAAUGAGGAUCCAAGGUGGCUGGAUACUAAUUUUGUAUUAGCUGGCUACAAGACAGAACAAUGCACCAAACCCCCUAGACUCUGCCGCCAGGGUUAUGCAUGUCCCCAUUAUCACAACAGCCGAGAUAGAAGACGGAAUCCCAGAAAAUUCAAAUACAGGUCUACUCCUUGCCCCAGUGUAAAACAUGCAGAUGAGUGGGGUGAACCUUCUAAGUGUGAAAAUGGGGAUAACUGUCAGUAUUGCCAUUCUCGUACUGAACAGCAGUUCCAUCCUGAGAUUUACAAAUCUACAAAGUGCAAUGACAUCCGCCAAACAGGUUACUGCCCCCGCGGUCCAUUUUGUGCAUUUGCACACGUUGAAAAGGACACCAUGAAUGUAGUCAUACUGCAAACUGGUUGUCAAUCAAAGCCAGGCGCUCAUCUGUUUUCAGCAGACAGCAUAGGAAUUGCAAAUGAAUGGAGCAGCAGUCUUAACUCCACAAACAGCAUUACAGAUAACAAUGGGCAAUCUGGAAAUAUUUCCUGUGCCUCAAGUCCAACAGUAAUGUCAAGCUCUGGUAGCUGUAGCUCAUUAUCGCCUAUUGGACCCCUUUGUAGGCAAAGAUCAUUAGCAAAUGGUGCUUUGUGUUCCGAGUGUAGCCCAUCAGGUGUGUCUUCACCAAAUUCUAGCUACCCAAAAGCACCAGGUUUUGAACGAGAGGAUCAGAUGAAACAGAAAAGCCUGCCAGCCGACAAUUAUCAGAAAAUAAGUGAACAAGACAAUAAGCAGAACCAUCUCAGUGUUUUUUCAGUGAUUAAUCCACUUGCUUCAAGUAUAACCUCCAGUAUAACUUCUAGUCUGGCUUCCAGUAUUGGAUCAGAUAAUUCAUCCCCAACAGCUCUCUCAGCUAUCAGUACUAAAGCUCUCCCAUUCUACCCUGGCAGUAAUACAGUUGAAUCAGUUAUAGGUUCUGCUUUAGAUCUACAUUUUAGUGAUAUAAAUGUUGCAUCUUUAGAUAAAGAAUUAGAAGAUCAAGAAAACAGUGACAUUGGAUUAACAAGUCAAAGGUUACUGGGAAGUUCAGCUCCUGUCAAUAUUCCAGGUUCUGUUGCUCGUUCCUCAUCUUUACAUUCAUCAUCUUCCCUUUCAACCUCUCCACUCAGUUCUCUGUCACAGUCGUUGUCUCAGUCUUUUAUUUCAUCCACUAUGGCUCCUCACCAACAGCAGACUCAGCCUUUGAAAUCAGAACAUAGUAUGUUAGGCACUUCAGCCUCUUCUCAUAACUCUUUAGGUUUAAAUGGUGUUACAGGGAGCAUUUGGGACUUCGUAACUGGGAGUUUCUCUCCUAGUCCAUCCCCAAUAUUGAACAGUAGUACUAUACCCUCAACAAACUCAAACACCAGUGGAAGUGAAUUAGUUCAUGUUAGACAGGAACUUGAUGAUGCCAAUCAAAAAAUAAAACGAUGGGAAGAUUCUUGGCAACAAGUAAAGCAGGCAUGUGAUGCAUGGCAAAAAGAGGCCCAAGAGGCAAAGGAACGUGCUAAAGUGGCAGAUGCUGACAAAAAUCUAGCACUUCGGAAAAAAGAAGACUUAGAAAAUAAAUUUAAAAAGCUGCAGGAACAAUUUGAUAUGUGUCUGUCCACUACAGUACUCCAUAUGAAAAGCUAUGGCGAUAUAAAAAAGAUACCAUUACCAAAGCUUCAUUCUUUGCAAAACCAACUGCGUUUAGAUUUAGAAACAGUAGAUGGGGUAAUUUUCCAACUUCAUUCAAAGAAGUGUGUUGUGUGCCAAGAACAUGACCGUAGUGUAAUCCUGCAGCCAUGUCAGCAUUAUGUACUUUGUGAACACUGUGCAGCUAAACAACUGGAAUGUCCUUGCUGCAAGAUGAAAAAAAGAAAUGGUGAUGAAGAGUCAUGGUACUUAUAAUCAUGUUAAUUAACUAAAUAUAUUUUAUGUUCUGGUAUUUUAGAUAAGAAUUAUAUCUGUAGUAAUUAAUCCAUUUACUAGUGCUAGACUGAUCUCCAUUUUGACCUUAAGAUAUUUUAGUUGUUUUUACUAUAGGAAAUGUGGUUUGGCUGCCUUUACGUAUUGAAUUCUAUUAAUGAAGUUCUAAAGUUCCAUGGUUGCUUCCCCCCUGCCCUUUUCAGUUUUCCACUUACAUUCCUGGUGCACAAGCUACUCAGGUUCACUUACAGCAUAAUCACUUCUUACAGGUGUGUGCUCACAAUGCAUGAAUUGGGGAAUUUAUGUCUGUGCCUUCCAUUAGCAUUAAUGUAAGACACUCAUGUAAAUACAAUACUUCUUGAUGGGAGGACCUUACCCCUCACCAUGUUUAUGGUGUGCUGUAAUCCUUUGCCGGUAUUUCUGAAUCAGUCUAACACUACUGUUUACUUGAUUUGAAGAAAUUUGAUUCCUGUAAAAGCACUUUGCUAACUGUUUUUUGUUAGAGAUUGUUAUAAAUUGGUUUAACCUGCUUUCUAGGUUUUAAUGUUUAUUUUUUUAAUAUGCAGUAUGAAGCUUUGCGUGUGUACUGUGAACUUAAAAUAUUUAUAUCAGAUUUAUUGUUAAAUCAUAUUAUGAUAGUAUAGUAUAGUUAAAUUUCAUUUUUUGGCUUUAGUAGUUACUAAAUGAACAGUUACAUAUAAAUGAGAACUUGCCUAGAAUUUUUACAGUUUAAGUCAACUGCAAACUAAUAGUAUUUAUAAGUAUACUAGCAGAGAGUGACAUUGAAAGAGACACAUGCGUAAAUAUUCAAAUACUUUUUUUAUUUUGUGAAACAAACCAAUUUUCUUAAACCACUGUGCAUUUGCGUAUUGCCCCAAGUUGGAUUUUUGUAGUCUUAAUGAAAGCAUUUGUAUAACUCCUAAUCUGUGUGAUUAGUUAUCAUGCAUUGAUAUAAUCCAUAGCCACUUUUACCAAGUGCCUGUGCCUUGCACCCAAUAAAAUUGCAAAAUACGUGAAGGAAACAAACAGUCUGCAAACAAUUUAUACCACUUAAUUCUGUACAGGACAAUUAGAUGAUGAUUAAAAUUCUCAACUUUCUGUAAUACAAUUUCAAAAUAAUACCUUGCAAGGGACGAAAGAUACUAGGUUUUGUUUUUACAUAAAAAAUACAAUACACCUUUGGGUUUAGCGCUCAAAUUAUUUAAAUAUUUUAUCAGACAAUGGUGCUUUGUUGUAAUGAUUUUUUUUAAAAAAGUUGUUGUCCAUAUUUAAUGCUGAUGAUUAGGAGUAUGCAGUUUAGGAGAAGUUGAUUAUUGUAUCUUAACACUGUAUCUUGUUACUUUCCUUUAAGUUAACUAUUCUUGUAGGGAAGAGGUACCUGUGCUGUUACUUUUCUUUCCCGUUAAAUACAGGUAUGACACAAGUAUAGCUUACAUUCAAAUGACCUACCACUGUGUUACAUAAUGUGUAUAUUCCUAUUAAUUAAUACAUUAAUGAACAAGAAGUGCAUUCAUAUGACCAGCAAAGAGUUUAAUUAUUUCUGAAGUUUGUUCAGAUGCAUUGCAAUAGAAACAAGAUAUAUGCUAAUUUGUAUUUAUGAUCUUGAAAAAUCUUUGAGCUUUGUAUCAGUGUUAAAGAAUUCAGAGCCCAAUCCAAAACCCUCUAAAGUCAAUGUGCUUUCAUUGAUUUAUGCGGACUUUGUACUAGGCCUUGAGUUAGCAGAAACAAGCAUAUAAGAUUACAUUUAUUGUAAAAAUAAAAUCUAUAGAAUCAUCAUUACCUUGUUCUAUCAAACUGUGAUAACAUGGAGAUCUUUUGAGAAUGAGGGAAGGAAGAUAAAACCCAUGAUGGAUUUACAUUUUGGAACAGAAGCUCUUGAAAAGUAAUUUACAAACACAGUAGUCUGAAGAUAAUUGUAGAACAUUUUUAAACAGGUUUUAAGGUUGUUUCAUAAUAUGGCCUGAUGCAUUUUUCACAUAAUUUUUAAAGUUUUCUCUCAACAUUGUAUAUUGAAAUACUUUAUUACUAUAAUUUCAUUUUCAGCAAUAUAUUUCUCUCUCCUGAAAGAUGAUUCUGUUAUCAUAGAAGUAGAAUUAGUUUACAUUUUUUUUUUUUUAGUGGCACUUUGAAUCACUAAGCUUUGCUGUGAGUAUUAAUGGACUUCUACACUUGUGGAGUCUUUGCCAAAGACUUUUUUUGAACAUUAACAACAUUUUGGACUAAAAGUGAGUAGGUAAGAAUUUUUAUCAGUGACCAAAUUAGAAAGUGAUAUAUUAUAGGAAUAAAUUUAAAAUGUUUUAAAGAAUGCAAUUGAUAUCAGACAGUGGUUUGUUACAUCCAUUAUAGAAUGUGGAACAACAUUCUCUAGCUCUUUGCUAACAUACUUAACUAAUAUUCUUAGCAGAUUUUAGUGAAAUAAAUCUAAAUUAGAUUGAAAUGUGGCCAUAUGUGUCAGUGUUCAGUUCAUUACUUAAGAAAUUUUGAAAUAUUUUUGUACUACAGUAACUCCUCGCUUAAUUUUGUAGUUAAGUUCCUGAAAAAUGCAACUUUGAGUGAAACAAUGUUAAACGAAUCCAAUUUUCCCAUAAGAUUUAAUGUAAAUGGAGGGGGUUAGAUUCCAAGAAAAUUUUUGGAGGGCAGACAAAAGGCUUUAUAUACUGUACAGUACUGUGCUGUGGUUGAGAAAUGCCCCUGGCUUACCCACACAGGCACAGCCUGCUGCAGGCAAGGAUGCUAGGAAGCACUUUGCAGCGGCAGCUUCCCCAGAGAAGAACAGGGGGGAUGCUUUGCUGGGAAUGCUCCAGGCUCACCUCUUCCUGUCUGUGCUCCACUCCAGGCCCACCUCUUCCCACCCCGACUCCACUUCCUCUCCGCAGCACACCAUAUCCCUGCUCCUCCCCACACCCCGAAAGUCCUAAGCGCUGCCAAACACCUGUUUGGUGGCACUUAGAACUUUCUGGGAGGGAGGGGGAGGAGCAGAGACAUGGCACAUCCCCACUCCCCCCUUCCUCCCAGCACUUUGUGCUUAGGACUUUCUGAGAGGGAGGGGGAGGGAGGAGGCAGAGAAGAGGAACUUGUGUAAUGCUCCCUUGUAAAGUUGCUGCUCUUCCAGCCACAUGACGUUAUAAGGGAGCAUUGCACAACUUUAAACAAGUAUGUUCCCUAAUCGAGCAGCGACAUAACUUUGAAACAACGUUAAGCAAGAUGACAUUAAGUGAGGAGUUACUGUACUCAUCACAGUUUAUAGUUCUUUAUAUACAUUAGUGUGAGUUUGUGUAUCAUCCUAGGACCUUUUCUUUGAUCUUUUCUUUUUGUAAUAAUAGGAGUUUUUUUAAAAUCUCUAGCUGAUGCUUUUCAAUUUACAAACGAGUUUUAACAGAAGGGCAAAGUAAAUUGUCACAUUAACGUGCACAGUUCGCACAUACUGUCUUUUUAGAUGAAAUCAAUAAUUAUUGGGUAAUUUUUUCCAAUUUUUUAGCAUUUGUAUGUUACAUAAUUAAUGUUGAGAAUGGUUACAUAGCUGUGUAUUGCUGUGGAAAAAAGUUAUAAAUAUAUCCUGGGAGCAAUUGAGUUGGCUUUUGGACAGAUCUAAAUUUGAGUCUUGAAGAAAAAAGAUAGACCAAAGAAAUGUUACCUAUAAGUAAAAUUCCCAGAGUGAACAGCGUGUUGCUUGUUACCUUGUGGUUCAUGUAACUAUCUAACAAUAUUUCCACAUCUAGCAUUCACAUAAAAAAUGUGAUAAUUAUUUUCCAAUAAGACCAUUCCCUGAGGAAUUAUAAGCAAGUCUUAUUAAAUUUUCUUUUUACAGAUUAACUUCAGCUACUUAAAAAUUAAGAAUUAUUGGAUACACUUUUACAGUGAUACUUUUAAAUCCAGGAUAAUGAAAUAUAUACAGCAUAAAUUAGCAGUUGUACUUUAAUGAAAAAUAUUACAAAGGAAAUAUUUACAUUUGUGAAGUUUUGUCCUGGUGAUACAAACACUAUGUAGAUGCACUAAAAAUAUUUUUGAGCAAGAAUAUUGUAUUGUAAUUUGUUAGACGAGCAAGUUAUAUAAAGGUAAAAUACACUCAUUUGUUAGUUUCAUUCUAGUGUUUGAAGACAGUUUGACCAAGUUAUGUAAAUUUGUGUAAAAGUAUAAUACUUUUAUGUGAAUGCUAUUAACUUUUCAUAAUGACCUGGGGUGUAGUAGAUGAAAAUUACAGUUUCUCAGGGUUUUAAAGUCAAGAACUGCAAUUUAACAGAAAGUUCUAAAUUCAGAUAGAUCCCAAGCUGCAUCUUAUGGGUUUGUUGUUUAGUCUUUUUUGAAUAGCAGAUUAUUAAGAACAUCUGUUUUGUUAUGUACUGCUAUUCAGAAUAUCCUAGUGUUAAAUAUUAAUAGUAAUAUUAUUACUGUCACAAUAUAUUUGUGUAACUGUGGUCAGCAAAAGACCUUAAAUGGAUGUGGAAUUUUCACUUGUAUUAAUUUAUGGAACCUACUAACAUUCUGAGUGCAUAGACAGAAAUGGUAUUGUGAAUGGAAAUGUUCUUAACUGAGAAGGUAUUUAUAAUGCAUAAUCAUUUACUUGUAGUGAAUUGUUAACACUUGUUAAAACUUUUUUACACUAUAGCAUUUAUGCAAUGGUUUACAGAAUUCAUGGAAUUAUUUUUAUUAUCAAUAUGAAAUUAAAAUUUUUGAUCUUUA